AUGGAAAAGCUUGUCGAACAGAUACUGAACGGGCAACCAGUAACACAUGAAACAACAGACAAGUUCAAGGAAAACAUUCUUAAAAAAGCCAAAGUUAUCGUUUCGACUUUGAAUUACACAGCGAAUAACACACUUCUAUUAGUUAAAAAGAAAAAAAUGGUUAAAUUUAUCAUUGUUGACGAAGCUUGCCAAAGUCUUGAAGCUGAUUGUCUUUUAUCAUUCUAUUUCAAUUGUUAUAAGAUCAUACUUGUUGGUGAUCCUAAACAACUUCCUCCGUGCGUUAUUAGUAUCGCUGGUCAAAGACAUAAUCUUUCGCAGUCAUUAUAUACUCGACUUGCUUCUAAAAUUCAUCAAACAAGUAUCACUUUACUCACUAGACAAUAUCGUAUGCAUGAAGAUAUAUGCAAAUUUCCAAGCGCUCAUUUCUAUGAUGAUCGACUUAUAACAGAUAAAAGCACAAGAAAUUAUUGGCUUGACUACCCUCUCGAACCGUAUUACUUGUACAAUUUAACAUAUACAGAACAUGAGUGUCCACCCAAUGGUGGAUCAUCAUACAACAAAGAAGAACGAAUUUUUAUUAAAUCAUUCUGCAUCAAAAUUAUUGAGCGUCUGAUUGGAGGUCAAUCAUAUGUUAGAAAUGAUAGUAAAUGUAUCGAAAUGGAAAAGCGUAUGAUCGUUAUCACGCCAUACAAAAACCAGAUGAAAAAUUUUCGUGACAGACAACUGGAAUUUCCGCGUCAUAUAGAAGUCAUAACUGUGGAUAGUGCACAGGGUAAAGAAAAAGAUAUUGUUCUCAUAUCAUGUGUUAGAAGCAUACGAAAUGGUGAUAUAGGUACAAUUGGAUUUUUGAAAGACCAGCAUCGUCUAAAUGUUAUGUUGACGAGAGCGCGUCGUGCUUUAUAUAUAUUUGGUAAUUUAACCUGGUUAGCCGAGAAUAACUCUAACUGGAAUGCAUUGGUCGAUGAUGCUACGAAUCGACAAGUUAUUGACACUAUAUAUAAUGCUGAUCAGAGACCGACUUUACCUGAGUGA
Messenger RNA from Rotaria socialis, 1032 nucleotides. Lineage: Eukaryota; Metazoa; Rotifera; Eurotatoria; Philodinida; Philodinidae. The record is from the annotation of a GenBank genome assembly.